CACUCCCGUCCGCAGGGCUAUUACCGCCGCACCCCCGCCUACCUGCCGAUCCGGCGCCGGGAGCGCCGGGGCUGCUUCGCGGUGCCCAUGGUGCACUCCACCUUCCUGCUGGACCUGCGGCGCGAGCGCUCGCGGAGCCUGGCCUUCCACCCGCCGCCGCCCGGCUACAGCGGCGCCUUCGACGACAUCAUCGUCUUCGCCGCCGCCUGCCGGCACUCCGGGGUGCAGAUGUUCGUGUCCAACCGGGAGCAGUUCGGGUUCCUGCCGGUGCCGCUGCGCUCCCAGAGCUCCCUGCGGGACGAGGCCGAGAACUUCCUGCACGUCCAGCUGGAGAUCAUGGUGAAGCUCCCUCCGGCCGAGCCCUCCCCCCACGUGUGGGUCCCUCCCAAGGUCCUGGACAAGCUGGGAUUCGAUGAGGUGGGAGCCCUCAACCUGCGGCGCCGCGCGGCGCGCCGGGCGCGGAUGCUGCGCUCGCUGCACGCCCUGGGCGUGGCGCCGCGCCUGCUGGAGGCCGUGGACGGCCGGGCGCUCAACGGCAGCCAGCUGGAGGCGCUGGGGGUGCGGAUGCUGCCGGGGUACCGGGACCCCUUCCACGGGAGACCCCUGACCCGCGGCGAGGUGGGCUGCUUCCUCAGCCACUUCCAGGCCUGGCAGGAGAGGAGCCGCUGCUUCCUCAGCCACUUCCAGGCCUGGCAGGAGGUGAGCAACGGGGAUUUGGGACAGGAAUUUGGGAAUUUGGGCCCCGAGUACUCGCGGCACUUCCCGCGCCGGGACCUGCUGGCGUUCUCGGCGGAGCCGCUGCUGCUCUUCCCCACGCACUACACGGGGGAGCCCGGCUACGUCAGCGACACCGAGAGCCCCCCGCAGCCCCCCGGGGCCUGGGACGGGCAGGAAUUCCCCCCGGCAUCCCGGAAUUCCCAGCCCCAGAGCCCCCCGCAGCCCCCCGGGGCCUGGGACGGGCAGGAAUUCCCGCGGGAAUCCCGGAAUUCCCAGCCCCAGAGCCCCCCGCAGCCCCCCGGGGCCUGGGACGGGCAGGAAUUCCCGGGGGAAUCCUGGAAUUCCCAGCCCCGGCACGAGAGCGACGCCCGCGACGAGCUCUGACCCCGAAAACGUGCCUGGGAUUUGGGGUGGGGAGGAAUUCCCACGGGAAUCCCGGAAUUCCCAUCUUUGGUGCCCCCCGAAAUUUGGGAUGGGGAAAAAUUCCCACGGGAAUCCUGGAAUUCCCAUCCUUGGAGCCCCUUGAAUUUGGGAUGGGGAGGAAUUCCCAUGGGAAUCCCGGAAUUCCCAUCUUUGGUGCCCCCCGAAAUUUGGGAUGGGGAAAAAUUCCCACGGGAAUCCUGGAAUUCCCAUCCUUGGAGCCCCUUGAAUUUGGGAUGGGGAGGAAUUCCCAUGGGAAUCCCGGAAUUCCCAUCUUUGGUGCCCCCCGAAAUUUGGGAUGGGGAAAAAUUCCCACGGGAAUCCCGGAAUUCCCAUCCUUGGAGCCCCUCAAAUCUGGGAUGGGGAGGAAUUCCCGCGGGAAUCCUGGAAUUCCCAGCCCCAGAGCACCUCAAAAUCUGGGAUAGGGAGGAAUUCCCAUGGGAAUCCUGGAAUUCCCAUCCUUGGAGCCCCCCAAAUUUGGGAUGGGGAGGAAUUCCCAUGGGAAUCCUGGAAUUCCCAUCCUUGGAGCCCCCCAAAUUUGGGAUCGGGAGGAAUUCCCUUGGGAAUCCUGGAAUUCCCAUCUUUGGAACCCCCCGAAAUUGGGGAUGGGGAAAAAUUCCCACGGGAAUCCUGGAAUUCCCAUCCUUGGAGCCCCCCAAAUUUGGGAUGGGGAGGAAUUCCCAUGGGAAUCCUGGAAUUCCCAUCCUUGGAGCCCCCC
Messenger RNA from Passer montanus (Eurasian tree sparrow), 1855 nucleotides. Its product is annotated as procollagen galactosyltransferase 1-like. Gene Ontology annotation, molecular function: procollagen galactosyltransferase activity. The record is from RefSeq and is a predicted model, not a curated record. The transcript has 7 exons. Lineage: Eukaryota; Metazoa; Chordata; Aves; Passeriformes; Passeridae. The annotation marks the transcript as partial.